GAGUCAGUUUGUGUUGUAGACGCCAAGGCUAUAAACGUUUUUGAAUCAGCUGUUCCUACGCGCUUGUAGUUGUCCGCCAGAAAUUGGAAGUGUCAGUCUUAACUGUUGGCCCCCCUCCAUUUUGUGCCUCACUAGAGUUAAUUAUGUGUUUUGAUACUGACAUCGUCGUGGAAUUCCGAUCUCAGGAAAUUAGUGUGGCCUCUGCAGCAAGUGAAGUGCUCUUAGUCAAUAUUUCUCUUUUACGAUACAUAUAUUUCUGAAGUAGUUUCAAUAGCUUCAUACAAAGGGAUCUGAGGCUCGUGAAUUUGUGAUUUUAAAUUCCGUCGCAAAUGUGGAAUCUGAUACACUAUUUUCGUGAUCAUUAUUUGUUUAAAAAAGGAAACCUAUGGAAUGAAUAAGAUGAAAUUAUUACCUUCUUAUCACACCGCAAUUGUCUUUUGAAAUAUUUUCGCAAUUAAUUAACUCAAAUAAUAUUCAGAUUUAGAUGCGAGGUCAAAAAUUGCAUUGUGUUUAUACAGUUAUUUUACCCAUUUGGUAUAUUCAUCUGUGUGAUAUAUUCUUUUCAUUACAACAUCUUUCCAUCCAUGGCACAGUGUGUCUCUAACGCCAUGAAAAGUGGCCGUCCUUACCGGAAAGUUCCUCAGGGUCUCCAUUCCACUACAACGAAAACUGUAGUUAAUGUAUGACGUAACUAUCAUUUGAGGUUUGAGUUUGAAAGUUUUCUUUGCGAUUUUUCGCUCUGUGCUCUAAAAAUCGUGAUGUGUGUGAAAGUUGCGUGUGGUGGAAUCUAGUAGGAAAAUACAGACAAUGCUCCAUACCACAAUAAAUUCUCAGGGAAGUGACACAGUGUUUGUACUUUGAAAACAGAUUAUGCUAAUAACCAUGGAAAUUCCAGGAGAUACACUAAGCGGAGUUGUGAGUGCUUGGAAUGAUAUGAUGGAAACGGAAAAUGAGUCACUUCAGGAACGAGUGGCUGAUUUGGAGAAAAAGGUGCUGGAGCAGGGUGAUGAGAUUGUCUGCUUGCGCUCUACAUUAGCAGAUGUAUUAAGGCGUCUGAACCAGCUUGACUCUCGGAGCAGUGGCGAUUAUAAUCGAGCAAGUGUUCCAGUGCGGAAUGGCAGUGGUACAAGCGCCAGAGUGGCAAAUCAGAGCAAUCAUGUUGGUGCAGGAAAAGACUCCCAUGGAAGUGCUUCACGUCUGCGCCAGACAGCCUACCAGCAGCAUAGUGGGAUGACAGAUGCUGCUUUUAAAGAUUCUCUCCGUAGAACAGCCAGUUGUGCCCCAUCCUCGCUUCCACAGAGGCGGGUGGUUCAUUAUCAGUCAACAGGAUCAUUACACUCUGAUAGUCCCAGUUCAACUAGCAUAUCUCCUGUGCCAACUUCUCCCUCCCCUACACAUACCCCACCACCACCACCUCCUUCAGGGGGUCGCACCACACCUAGCCCCCGCACCCCACAACCACCACAGCAACGACCCAGCUCAGUGGCAUCUAGUUCAGGCAGCUUGCACAAACGCUGGAGUUCCACUGGAGACUUUAACAACUCUGGUAUUACAUCACCCACUGGUAGUCUGAUUGGUUCCAACAGCAUGGCCAUUGCAUCCAGACUAGCAACCAAGUCAUUGUUUAACCUGUACAUGAGGCCACAGCAGCACCAGCAGCACUUGCUAAAGCAUGGGACUCGAGAUGCAACAUACAAUGAGGAGGAAGGUUCAGUGCGUUUCUUUCUCCGUGGGCGGCCUAUUGUCUUGUAUGCCCCCACAGCCAUUGCUGAGACCUAUGACAUGUUGAAAGUGGCUACAGCACCUCAGAUUCGGCUGAAACUUGAGUGGGUAUAUGGCUAUCGAGGUCGUGACUGCCGUUCAAAUUUACAUCUCCUGCCUACAGGUGAAAUUGUAUAUUUUGUAGCAGCUGCAGUUGUCCUAUAUAAUGUAGAAGAGCAAUCUCAGAGACACUAUCUUGGUCACACUGAUGAUGUCAAGUGCCUUACAGUUCAUCCCAACAAACUUCUUGUAGCUACAGGGCAAGCUGCUGGGCAUGACAGAAGAGAAGGACGGUCAUGGAAAUUCAACCCGCCUCCAGAUCGGAUGGCACCUGAGGCAGAGCAGUGGCCUCAUGUUCGAGUAUGGAACUCAGUGAGCCUUCACACAUUAGCUGUCAUUGGUAUUGGCGAGUUUGAACGCUCCAUUUGCUGCUUAUCCUUCUCAAAAGCUGAUGGAGGAGUGUUACUGUGUGCCGUGGAUGAAGCUCCAGAUCAUAACAUCUCCAUUUGGGAUUGGCAACGAGGGGAACGUGGGCAGAAGAUCACAGAGACUAAGUGUUCUGCAGACACAGUUGUGGCAGCAGAGUUUCAUCCCAUGGAUCGCCAGAGCAUUGUGACCUGUGGAAAGUCACAUAUUAGCUUCUGGACCUUGGAUGCUGGUGGAACUUUAUAUAAACGUAUGGGCAUAUUUGAGAACAGAGACAAGCCAAAGUAUGUAACAUGCUUGGCUUUUACACAGACUGGUGAUGUGGUCUCAGGUGACUCAAAUGGCAACAUCAUUGUCUGGGGCAGAGCAACAAAUACAAUUAGCAAGUUUUUGCGUGGACUGCAUGAAGGGUCAGUAUUCUCAGUGUGUGUGAUGAAGGAGGGGAAUUUGGUGACUGGUGGUGGAAAGGAUGGGCGCUUGGUGCAGCUAGAUGCCUCUCUGAAUCCAACUGGUCAAGAAACUCGUGUACCUGAACAUUUGGGCCCUGUACGUGUCAUUGCGGAGGGUCGUGGUUCACAGCUGCUGGUUGGGACAACCAGGAACUGCAUAUUGAUAGGCAGCUUGGAUUUGGGCCUCACUCCAGUUGUUUGUGGCCACACAGAUGAGCUGUGGGGUCUAGCCAUUCACCCCAGUUUGCCACAGUUCCUCACAGGGGGUCAUGAUCAAUUGGUCACACUGUGGGAUUCAAUGAGCCACUCAGUGGUGUGGAGCAAGGAUGUUGCGGAGCCUGUGCAGUCAGCAACAUUUUCUUUGGAUGGCAGUGUAUUAAUCAUUGGAUGUACCACGGGGCACUGGUUUGUCAUGGACGCAGAAACCCGAGAAGUAUAUUCAACGCAUACUGAUGGAGCAGAACCCAUACAGGUUGUGAAGUUCUCACCAGAUGGCGCUUUACUUGCCUUAGGAUCUCGUGACAAUAAUAUCUAUGUGUAUCAAGUAAGCGAAGAGGCACGGAAGUAUAGUCGUGUGGGACGCUGCAUGGGUCACUCAAGCUUUGUCACACAUCUUGAUUGGUCUACAGAUAGUCAAUACAUUCAAAGCAAUUCUGGGGAUUAUGAGCUACUCUACUGGAAUGCUGGUUUGUGUCGCCAAGUACCUCAGUCAUCACAGCUGCGUGACGUGGAAUGGGCCAGUAACUCAUGUACACUGACUUUCAGUUCUCUUGGUAUCUGGCCGGAAGGUGCUGAUGGUACAGAUGUGAAUCACUGCGACCGUUCGCAUAAUGGAGAACUAAUGGCAACUGCAGAUGAUUUUGGGAAAGUUAAGCUAUAUUCAUACCCUGUAAUUCAACCCAGGUCACUGUGCCACACAUAUGGAGGCCACAGCAGUCACGUAACUAAUGUCUCAUUCCUACAUGAUGACUCACGACUCAUCUCUACAGGAGGUCGCGAUACAAGUGUGAUGCAAUGGGCACUCUCCUAAUUGGGUCUCACAGAAGAAAUCUUAUGUGAAAGUACUACUACAUGGAAACACUCUCUUCAGAAGAAUAUGUAGUCUGAACAAGUUAUAAAGAUAUGCUAUAUAGAAAGCAAGACAAGACACAUAAUGUACUAUCUAGCAAGAAAGAAAGAAGCAGAUACUUGUCAUAGGCAAAGUAUAGAAUCCAGCACUGCAAAGAAUACCUCAGAACAUCAUGCACUGUUUGGAAAGUUUAACGUUUCUAGGAAUGCUGUGUAAUACCAAACAUGAUUCUGGCAAGGUGUUAUAACUGAAAAAGCAAUAUCACUUAGGUCUGUUGCUACUCAGCAGUCAGUUGGAACUGGGCAAGCAUUGUUAAAAUGAUCAUGCAAAACAGGGCAUCAGAAUAAGAAAUGUUUGUUGGAAACAAGUUUUUAUAUCACUGUAAAUGCCAGGCCAGUGUGCCAUGUUGCAACAAGCAAUGUUACAAAAAACUAAGGCAUGUGUAUUAUUUUGCUGGUAAGCUUUGCUAAUAAUUACUCAUGGUUUUGGCAUCAGUCUUAAAUGUUAUUUGAGUUGGUCAUGUUGCAAUGAGUGAAGUCAUUUCCUCUCCAAAUAGUCACCAACUUAAUAAGAUCUUUCAUUACAUCAUUGAUAAUUAAUGUUUAUAAUAAUAAUAACAACAUACUUAUAUUUCAGUAGCCCCCACCUCCUCCAUUCAUCAUUCAGCAUGUCAGUGGUUUAAAGAACAAAUAUUGUGUGUCCAUUGUCCAAUAUACAGGUCACUGGUGUACUUAAAUUAAAGAUGCACAAACUCAGUGUUCUGGUUUGACUAUAUUUUCAGGCCUUUCUCCAUCACCAAGGUUAUGCCUGGACUUAUGGUUAUUGUGCAUAACCCUUCAAUGAUACAGCAGUUACACAUAAAUUCACAGUAGCAGUACAGAGAAUUUAAAGUGUGAAAUGGGUGCAUAUUAAUUCUCUAGUCCUUUGUAUCUGCACCUCGUUUGGUUAGUGGUUUAGUGAUGUUUUACAUAUUGCAAUGCAACAAAAAUCAUUUUGAAAAUUUAUGAAUACAGUACUUAUUUGUAUGAAUUCAUUAAUUUGUUAUAUGUUUUACAAUUUCUAACAUUUAAGGUAAAUAUAAAGUUUGGAAAAUAUGAAAUAUUUAAUACAGAUGACUGAGUUAUGUAAGAGAAAAUGUCUUACCUCUAUAGAUAUCAAAGUGACAUUGCAGUAAUAUUUUUCUACCCUUGAAGCCUGACACAGUCAUACUUUGAAUAAGUUUGUUGUUUUAGCUGCCUUAAUCACUGGAUUCAUGUAUACUAUGUAACAUAAACUGUCACCUUCAUCAACACAUCUGCUUGAAUCACUGUUCAUCACACUAACCUCCAUGCUAAAAGCAUUACUACAUACAGUGUCCUAGGAGGAAGUGACCAAAUUGAAGGAGGUUAUUAAUCAGAUCAUUCUGGAUAAAAAAAAUUAAAUGAAUACAUAAUACAUAAGGAGAUAUAGUUUGUUAAAGAUUAUUAUGGAUAUAAUUAAAACAGACAGAAUUAAAAUAUCUGAAGAUCAUGGAUAUAUUCAAACUAUGCACAUUCGACUUCAAUACAUCGUCAAAGGCGCACAGUUCAAAGACAGAGGCCAUCUUGAAACAACUUAAUUUUGUGUAUUUCAUUAUGUGCACUGUCCUUAAUGAUCUUUAAUAAACUGUAACUCCUUACUUGUUGCAAACAGGAUACAUUUUCAUAUGGCUUUUUUUUUUUUAUACAGAAUUACUCAGUUAAUAACCUUCAAUUUGGCAACUUCCUCCCUAUAUACCAUAAGGCUCCGAAGCAAAACUACUUUACCUUUCAUAAGAAAUACUAAGUAAGCCAGCUUUGUGUGGUACUGUUUGAAAUAUGGAUAAACACAGAUGCAGACAUCUUCAAGGGCGACUUUUGAUAGGCCACUGGUUUUACUCUCCAAAGUCAAACUGUAAGAUACGAACUACUUGUGAUGUUGAUCAACAAUGAUUUGAUGUUGAUUCUGGAUUUAUAUCUUAUACUGCAUGAAUGAGACUUCUUAUGGAAUGUUCUUGACACCUUAUAUUAUAUUUAUCUGAGUGUAUCCCCACAUGAUCAAUGAAAUUGAAGACAUUCACGGUACUUAGGCUUAUUAAGCAGAAGAACAGUUUGUUGCUCAAUUUCCAUGUUUUCUGGGAGAAUCUACAAGGGAGUACCAUCAUAACAUUCAUAUCCACAAAACCUGUGUUCUUAUUGUUGGAUUCUAAGCACAGAAGUUUUAAUGCGUUCCUUUUCUCUGUAACAUAAUGACUGGAUACAGAGAGGUGAUGUAUGUUAGUGACAAGAUGUAUUUCCCGUUUGUCUUUCAAAGAGCACUGGUGCCUUCUUUUACAUUACAAGUGAUAUCAUCUGUCUUCAAUUUCAAGUUCUCUUGCACAAAGUGUAUUGGCAUACCCUUCCUAAUGUGAUAAGCAGUCUUACAUCAGAAAAAUAAUUAUCCAUUAAGACUUAUGUCCAACUUCCUCAAUUUUUAUUGUCAGCUGCAACAGCAUUCACAUGUUGCUUUCCUAGAUAACAUGACAUGUCAUAUGACUGCCUAUUUUAUCUUUUCUAAUGGCUUUUUCAGUUCUUUUAUGUCGUUCAUUUGUUGUGCAUGUUAAAAUGGAAGUAUUCUUAGGAAACUAAUAACAAAAAUAACGAUGUGCCUAACGGCACAGAAGACAAAGUGUACAGUGUGGUGGUCUCCCCCCACACCCAAGAAAAAAAGUUGC
Cryptotermes secundus is the source of this 6415-nucleotide messenger RNA. RefSeq names its product echinoderm microtubule-associated protein-like 2. Gene Ontology annotation, molecular function: microtubule binding. Gene Ontology annotation, biological process: microtubule cytoskeleton organization. Gene Ontology annotation, cellular component: mitotic spindle. The record is from RefSeq and is a predicted model, not a curated record. The coding region runs from base 871 to 3666 and encodes 931 amino acids. NCBI's taxonomy places the organism in Eukaryota, Metazoa, Arthropoda, Insecta, Blattodea, Kalotermitidae. The transcript has 19 exons.